This is a messenger RNA of Doryrhamphus excisus (bluestripe pipefish), 906 nucleotides long. NCBI's taxonomy places the organism in Eukaryota, Metazoa, Chordata, Actinopteri, Syngnathiformes, Syngnathidae. The record is from RefSeq and is a predicted model, not a curated record.
AUGAUAGAUAGCUUCCUUGAAAAAUUGUUCAAAUGUGAAUAUCUUUCGGAAAGCGAAAUAGAAGCUCUUUGUAAAAAAGGAACAGAGGUUCUAUCAAAAGAGCCAAAUAUAGUUUCAUUAAAAUCGCCCAUAACUAUUUGUGGUGAUAUACAUGGACAAUUUUAUGAUUUGAUGGAGCUUUUCAAAGUAGGUGGUAUGCCACCAGACACAAAUGAUCUUUUUAUGGGUGAUUUCGUUGAUAGAGGGUACCAUUCAGUUGAGACAUUUUCUCUCAUGCUUUGUUUGAGAAUAAAAUACCCUAAAAAGAUUACAAUUUUGCGAGGCAACCAUGAAAGUAGGCAAAUUACACAAGUUUAUGGCUUUUUUGAUGAAUGUACACGGAAAUACGGUACAUCUAAUGUUUGGAGACUUUUCACUGAUUUAUUUGAUUAUUUGCCAUUGGCUGCUCUUAUAAACAACACACAUUUCUGUUGUCAUGGUGGUCUCAGUCCCGCAAUUGAAACUCUCAAUCAAUUACACGAGCUCGAUAGAAAGCUAGAGGUACCACAUGAAGGAGGAAUGUGUGAUUUGUUGUGGUCUGAUCCUGAUGAAAGACCUGGUUGGGGUACAUCACCAAGAGGCGCUGGUUUUACUUUCGGUCGGGAUAUUACAAUGAAAUUCAACAAAACGAAUAACUUGACAAUGUUGUGCAGAGCUCAUCAAUUGGCAAUGAACGGGUAUAGUUUCAAUCAUAAUGAAGAGUGUGUGACUGUCUUUUCUGCACCUAAUUAUUGCUAUAGAUGUGGUAAUAUGGCUACAUUGAUGGAAAUGGAUGACACUGGUAAUUAUAUUUUUAAACAAUUCUUACCCGCCCCAGAAACAGAAGAAAAAGAAAAUAUAACAAAAAUACCAGAUUAUUUUGUGUGA